This is a messenger RNA of Harpegnathos saltator (Jerdon's jumping ant), 2318 nucleotides long. It is a transcript of the gene nAChRa7, whose product is annotated as nicotinic acetylcholine receptor alpha7 subunit. Gene Ontology annotation, molecular function: transmembrane signaling receptor activity; acetylcholine-gated monoatomic cation-selective channel activity. Gene Ontology annotation, cellular component: postsynaptic membrane. The transcript has 11 exons. Lineage: Eukaryota; Metazoa; Arthropoda; Insecta; Hymenoptera; Formicidae. Gene Ontology annotation, biological process: monoatomic ion transmembrane transport. The record is from RefSeq and is a predicted model, not a curated record. Bases 286 to 1785 code for a protein of 499 amino acids.
GAGAAAGAAAGAGAAAGAGAGAGAUAGACUUUCCUGCGUUAUCCCGCUCCCAUUUCUUGUAUUUUUCCCGAAGCGAGGCGAUGCGACGUCGACGGGACGAGGAAAAUCGUACCGACUGACUCGCGCGACUUCUGACUGACUCCUGAUUGUAAUUGGGCAGGGCUGGUAAGUGGCGGUUACCACGAGAAGCGGCUGCUGAACGACCUGCUGGACGCGUACAACGUGCUGGAGCGGCCGGUGGGCAACGAGUCCGAUCCCCUCGUGCUGAGCUUCGGCCUCACGCUCAUGCAAAUAAUCGACGUCGACGAGAAGAAUCAGUUGCUCAUCACGAACCUUUGGCUGAAACUGGAAUGGAACGACGUGAACAUGAGAUGGAACGUCUCGGACUACGGAGGCGUACGAGACCUCAGAAUACCGCCGCAUCGGUUAUGGAAACCCGACGUUCUUAUGUACAACAGCGCCGACGAGGGUUUCGACGGCACUUACCCGACGAACGUCGUCGUAAAGAACAAUGGGACCUGCUUGUACGUGCCGCCCGGUAUAUUCAAGAGCACUUGCAAGAUAGACAUUACCUGGUUCCCCUUUGACGACCAGCGCUGCGAAAUGAAAUUCGGCUCCUGGACGUACGACGGCUUUCAGUUGGAUCUGCAGCUACAGGACGAGUCCGGGGGUGACAUCAGCAGUUUCAUCACCAACGGCGAGUGGGAUCUGUUGGGGGUGCCCGGCAAGAGAAAUGAAAUCUACUACAAUUGCUGCCCAGAACCGUACAUAGACAUCACCUUCGUCGUCAUCAUCAGAAGACGCACACUCUACUACUUCUUCAACCUGAUCGUGCCGUGCGUUCUGAUUGCCAGCAUGGCCGUCCUCGGGUUCACCCUGCCGCCCGAUUCCGGCGAGAAACUCUCCCUCGGGGUAACCAUCCUUCUGUCCCUCACUGUGUUCUUGAAUAUGGUUGCUGAGACAAUGCCAGCGACGUCCGAUGCCGUGCCGCUUUUAGGGACGUACUUCAAUUGCAUCAUGUUUAUGGUGGCCAGCAGCGUGGUCAGCACAAUUCUCAUCUUGAACUAUCAUCAUCGGAACUCUGACACCCAUGAGAUGUCUGAAUGGAUUAAGGUCGUUUUCCUGUACUGGCUGCCCUGCAUACUCCGUAUGUCAAGGCCCACCGAGAAAGAAGAGAAGGAGGUGCAAAAGUCGCAGAAACCAUCUCCGGUCACGGGCGCGAGCAAGUCGUACGGUGACCUGGAGCUCCACCAGAGGAGCAGCAAGUCCCUUCUGGCGAACGUGCUGGACCUGGAGGACAACGCGCUAGCGUCACACAACAAUCUGCUGAACAAUGUAUACAGCACGCCCGGGCCGCACCAUGCGCACACGAUGGGUCACGGCCACAGUCACAUGCAUACGACACCCCAUCAUCAUCACAGCCACGCGGCCACGACACCGCACCAUCAGCACGCGACGCCGAUGCCUCACUCGUCGUACCCCGGCCACCAGAUCAGUCACACGCCGCACCAUCAUCCGCACCCGCAGGACGCACCGACGCCGCAGGUCGAGACGAUACUCCAGAACGCGUGCUUCUGCGCCCGCUACGAACUCGUGCUAAUAUUGAAGGAAAUCAAGAUAAUAACGAACCAGCUGAAGAGUGAGGAGGAGAACACGAAGGUGACGAACGACUGGAAGUUCGCGGCGAUGGUGAUCGACAGGAUGUGCCUAAUCAUUUUUACUCUGUUCACCAUCAUCGCUACCAUCACCGUCCUGCUGUCGGCGCCGCAUAUUAUCGUCACGUGAUUCAGAAAAGCCAGGCUGCCGCCGGUGGUUCCGGGGCCGGCGAGGAAUGCUCGCCGCACGCCGUCGCCGGCGUCGACGUCGGCGUUGUUGCUGGCGUCGGCGCCGAGGUCGACGGGGACCGCAUGCGACAUCGUCCCGGUGACGCGCCCGCCCUUCCCGUCGCUCGGGGCCCGCCGGACCGGGCUCGAGAGUGCUCGUCUUCGAGUUCGUACGCCGCUUCGUUUCGGAGACCUGCGCGUUAGGAAGAAAGCAAUACGAGGAGUAACUUCGUUUCUUUACGAUAUACAUAAUACCGAUGAAAAUAAAAAUAAUAACGCUAUCGAUAAUGAGGAUAACGAUAAUAGUACUAAUAAUAAUUACGUAAUAGUAACGGUAAAUUUCAUCGUAUUAUUAUCCCACAAGGACGCCUUAGCGAAACACAUAAACACACACGUCUAGAUGGCGCGAAAGGACAAAACGGAAAAAAGAAAGAGAGAAAGAGAGAGAAAGAGAAGGAGAGAAAAUGAGAGAAAGAGGGACAAACAGAAACAAAG